Molecule: messenger RNA, 4436 nt
Organism: Diatraea saccharalis (sugarcane borer)
Lineage: Eukaryota; Metazoa; Arthropoda; Insecta; Lepidoptera; Crambidae
Source: the annotation of a GenBank genome assembly
AUGUCCGAAGACAUUGAGCUGCAUUCGUUUUGCGUCAAUGCCAAUACUACGAGUGAUAUUGAAGUAUAUCAGGAAGUAACUUCGCAAGUCCAACAUGAAACUUCUUUCGCCAAUGUUAAGACUACAAAAUUUAAGAAAUUUGAUUUCUUUACCGAUAUAAAUGUGAAGUCUACUCAAAACCAAAAAAAUAAGAAAAUAGAAGCUCCGGCAAAUAUAAUGGAUAUAGUACAGUCUGAGUUAGCUUCUGCCACCUUGCCUGUUACGGAAGCUCCUGUUGUAACAAUGUUAGAUAAAUGGGAGAAGGAUCAAAGUAGUUUUUUACUUAAAGUACCAAGCGUUCAAAGCUUCUUUAGAAAAUCACAACGUCUAGACUACAAAUGGAGCCCAAUGGAUAUGGUUAAUUUAAGCCCAAUAUUUCCAAGAAUACUCGAGAACGCAACAUCAGACGAUUAUUAUAUACCUGUUCAGUAUAUGUAUCCACUGUCGUUUGAAGAGCUUGGGCUAGAACAACAUACAGAUAAGACUGAAGGCACUGAUAAAUUCUUAGAUAUAACAAUAAAAAAUUUGAAAUUUUUACAUCAUCACUUAUUUUCAUUAGAAAAAAUGUUGUGUGUAAAACUUCUCGAAAACUAUCAAGAUUACCAAGUUUCACGUCUAAAUAUGAACGACCUAGCUAAAGAAAUUAAAAUAAAAAGAGAAACUAAGAAUAACAUGAAAGCCGAACUUUUAAAAAUAAGUCCAAAUAAGAAAGAUGAUUUAAGAUUCGAUAAAACGGUGAGAAAAUAUACUAGUUUUUUUUUGCAAUUGAAGAAAGAAUAUAGCGAAUUGUUAAAGAAGAAUAAGGACCUGGUUCAUAAGAUGACAUCUCUUUGGUCAGACAUUGAAAUGGUCCGUGAGAAAUCUGAUAAAAUUGAAACAUCUUACAUUCUUGAAGUAGUAAAUAACGCCUUGGAUGAAAGUGACUUUCAUGAAAAAUGGACUAAAGUUUAUAAUAUUGAAUUCAAUGAUUUACUUGAUGAAAUAGAAUAUGAAUAUGUGACAAAAUAUAUAGAAUAUAAAGAUAUGAAGAAUGAUCAAAAUUUAGGAAGUUCAGAAAAGAAAAAGCUCAGUAAGCCCAAAUUACAAAUUGAUGAAGAGGUAUUAAACGAGCAGGUGGAAGAAAUAGUUAAUAACAUCGUAACUAGAGAUGAAAAAGAUUUUAUAUUCAGAAGAGACGAAAGUAUUUUAACAACUGGCAAGAAAAAGGAAAGAAAUUUAAUAAAAUAUCAUUUCGAUAUCUAUGUAGAUACUUCUUUCGUCUGUUCAUCUGAAAGUUAUACAUGCGAACAAGAAUCUCUUUUUGAAAUUGAAUUUACAGAGUCUUUUUCUAUUCAAAUUCUUGCCAAAAACCAAUAUAUUUCUAUAGCAUUAAUUGAAAAUGAUGAUAAAGUGUCAGUCAUACGGAUAGAUAUAUCGAAAAUAGGUCAGAAUUAUACUGAAGCCAAUUUUUCAACGUACACUUUUACAUACUCAAAUAUGUUAUUACAACCCACGUAUAAUUGUAUAGGUAGUGGGUACAGCAUCAAAGAUAUAGCUAAGAUAAAUAAAGUCAGACUUAAGAGUAGCAACAUAUUCGAAGGAAACCUAGAAAGUAAUUGUAAAGUUGGUUUGAAAAUGGGCUGGAAUAAUAAAUUAAAUAAACACAAUAGUGAGGAUAUAAAAUAUUCUAUAGAGAUUGGAAGAAAAUUGGCACGACUAAUGCACGGACUCGAUAAGCCUAAUGUGGAUUCACUUACCGAUAUUAUAAUCAUGAGUUACGGUAAAAACAUUUUAAAAGAUUCAAAAUUUCCGCAAAUCAUAUCAAAUAUUUGUGAUAGUAAAAUAAAGUCAGACCUAGAAUUCUCAAUAAAUGAGGCCGAUCUUGAAUUCGUUAGAUUAAAAUUGCUUCAUUUAAGGAAUAUCGGAGGUUUCACCAAUGUUCAAAAUAAAAUGGUACCAUUACAUGCAAGUCAGCUAUCUACAGAACAGUUGAGUUGUUUGCAAAAAAGAAACUCUGAAGGUGUUGAGGUUGACUACAUCAAUGACAAAUGUGGACAUAUGGAGGCUAUUGAGCUGCAACGAUUUAUUAGUUGUAAAUAUGUACAAAAGCUUAAUCAGAACAUGUUGAAGAACUUACACGAUCAUUUGAUGAAGAGGACGCAUAAAGACGUCGUUCGUGACUACAGAGACUUAAGUUUGAGAAAUUUGUUUUCAAGUAAAUCUAAUUUGACCACGUUAGUGUCUAUACCUAAAAGUAUUAAACAACAAUAUUUGAACGAUUCCAUUAAUAAGCAACAGGAAAUUCGCGUAACUGUAAUAAAGGCUUAUAACUUAAUGGAUAGAAAUUCUACAACUCUUACCGAAGAUAAUGAAGAAGUAGACACUACAAUAGCAGGUUUUAAAGUUCGUCCGUUGAGACCUUACAUCCGGUUGAGUUACCACGGGAUCUCAACUCGCACCGCCACUGCUAUCGGCUGCCAUCCCACCUGGAAUCAAAUUCUAAAGAUUAAUACUAUAUUGCAACCCAUAUCCUCCCUUCACAUUAAUUUGUUCGAUGAAUAUAAAACCAACAUCACGGAAGGUGAUUCAGGCGAUGAGAGUUCACAUGGUCAUUAUAGUUGCAGCAACAGGUGGCUUGGUACACUUCAGGUGCCGUUGCAUACUGUGUUGUCUUCAGGAACGCUUCGUGGUACUUUUAAAAUAACUACUCCACCCUUUUUGUUUGGAUACGAUGUGGUGCAAAAUAAAGAUACUUCGCGCACUUUAAUUCCAGCAGUAACAAGACUUUUAAAAAAAGACACGUCCUUUAUUGUCCUCCAAAUAACUAGUAGUCUCUCUUAUUUGGGAGGAUUACAUGGCUAUAAUCAACCUAUACCAAGUAGCGUCGACGAUGACGACUUGAUAAAACAUUUGAAUAAUGCUGUUACAGAAUACACUAACGACUUUUCUACAAGAAAUAUAAGACUGACCUUCAUAGACAGUUCAGGAAAGAAUAAAUGUGUAACACAGUUUUUGCAGCCAAUACCUUUGCCGAAUUACGAAUAUUUUCCUAAAAACCCUAAAACUAGAGGUGAAUCAGCAUUGUCUAAGAGUUCAGGAGUCUCCAAAAGUUCUUCUUCGAAAAGCAGCGACGAGAAAAGGAGAGAAACAGACAUAGAGAGAGGCACUCAAAGUCCUAGGGAGAAAGAGUCAACGUACAGCGGAUUUGAGGGUAGUUGGAAAGAUGACAGUCAGUUGACGAAGAUGAUGAACGUUUGCUUGAGAUAUGUGUCUUUGAUACCGACGUAUGAUGUCACAGAAACUCACGUAGUUACGCUAACGGGGUUGGAACUACUAAAAGUUUUAUACGGAUCACUGCUAGACCACACUAUCUUGCUAGCUAGUUAUUUUCUCUACCUUGGUAUAAAAUGUUGGGUUGUAAUUGGCAAUGGUCUACCACGAGGUUUGAGUAGCUACGUGCUUACUAAAUACGACGUAACCAGUGACAGGGAUGUUAUGACAACUGACCAGUUGUUUAAAAGUAAAGGUUUCUUGAACAAAAGCGAUGGUUAUCUUUGGUAUGUAUAUGAUUCUACCACCGGAGAACGUUUCGAAUUGAGAGAUAUCACUUGCCCUUUAAAAACUGUGGAUUAUGUUUUCGAUGAGGAUAAUAUUUGGCUUAAUAUACAAUCAUCUCAAGAUUGUGAAAAUGUAUCUUUCGAUUUAGCUAAAUCUUCAAAUUGGAAACCAGUUUUCGAUAAGAGAAUGUUCAUUAUGAAGCAGGGAUUGGUGACAGAUCCUAGUCUCUAUAGUGCUCCCCCAGAUAUUACGGCUUUAAGGGAAAUGUUGGAGUCUAAAAUUAAGAUCAAAGUGCAAAAGUGGAGGUCACAACUAAAGACUAUAUGGAACAGCCCACAGAGUUCGCAUACUCCAUGUAUGACGAAUUAUGCGGGCCAAUGUAAAUGGGCCAUAAAACAUCGCAAAGAUAGAAAUGUAAGAUAUGUGUGUAAGGAAAUAUUUUUACCCGCCAUUUGGACAUCCCCCAAUUAAUUCUGAAACAGAGCACGCUACGCCAUUGCUAUCGAGUCUGACUAUAUAUGAUUUUUCAAUAGGUACAGUAGCAGUUUGCUUCGUGAAUCUUUACUGCACUGGGAAUAUUGGACGUUCAACCCACACGAACCCAAGCCAGCGUUGAGCCAACGCCUAAAACAAUUGAUGAUUUCAUAUAAGCUAUUCGGUUUCCCUUUAAACAUGCCGUAUGCGAACGCAAAAUCUGUUAUAUCUACAGUGAAAUCGACGGGACUACAUAUUAACGACGAUCCUAGCGUGGAAUUCGGUUUGGCAGUCGAAGUGUUUGCUUAUCCUAAGAAUGUGUUGAGUGUUUGGGUGUUUUUGGUCAGUAUAAUUAGAGUUUAAGUUGCUGUUUUUUACAUACAUUU